This is a messenger RNA of Caenorhabditis bovis, 1308 nucleotides long. Lineage: Eukaryota; Metazoa; Nematoda; Chromadorea; Rhabditida; Rhabditidae. The record is from the annotation of a GenBank genome assembly.
AUGGAAAAUGUCUGCUUUCAACAAAGGCUCCGAGAUCUUGAGAGUCGAAUUCGAAAAUGGCGAUUCCUUAAGCUCGGAUUCUCCGACGUCCGAUUACGGCAACGUGAAAGAAGAUCUACCUCGGCAGAUCAACGUUUAAAAGAAAGCUCAUCAACAAAUGCGAGUCCUCAACAUCAUCGCCCGAAUAAUAUAGGCUAUUUAACGAGUCCCAUGGAAAGAAAAUUUACACCAUUGUCGAUGAAACCAUCACCAUCACGAAGAGAUACUGAAAAAGAUGAACUUGACCUCGAAUUUCUCGAAAGUUGUAAAAAGUCGGGUAUUAUUGAAUUAGACGAAGUUAAACAACUCGUCAGUCCUAGUGAAAUCAACGUUUUAGAAUUGCUUGGAAGUGGAUCUUGUGGAAUUGUGGAAUGUGUUAAAAUACGAAAUAAAAAAUUAGCAAUAAAGACCAUGUAUAAGAAUGACAACAAAGAAACCCUGCGGCGCAUUCUUCGGGACGUGAGGAUAAUGAGUGUGUCGCAAUCACCAUUCAUCGUAAAAAGUUUUGGAUGCUUCAUGUUCGACUCAUCCGUUAAAAUUUGCAUGCAAAUAAUGGCGACGUGCUGCGAGAAGCUUCUACGGAGAAUAUAUCAUUCGCAAAUGGACUUUUUUCCCGAAUUUGUUGCUGGUCGACUUGUAUUUUCAAUUGUCAACGCGCUCAAUUAUCUGAAGGAACAACAUAACAUAAUUCAUCGCGACAUCAAACCAUCCAACAUAUUGCUUGACUAUGAUGGAAGUUUUCGACUAUGCGAUUUCGGGAUAAGUGGUUACUUAUCGGAGACCAAAUUACAUACCAACAACACAGGAUGUCCACCCUACAUGGCCCCGGAACGUUUAACAUUUGAGAAAAAUUCCACGUACGACGAGAGAAGCGAUGUAUGGUCGUUGGGUGUUACAAUAUUUCAAUUAACAACGGGAAAGUACCCGUUUCCGCUUCAUGACUUGGAAUUCACCACAUUAACGAUCAUUGCUGAUUUGAACAUCCCGCCACCGACAUUGAAAAAUGAAGAAAAAGAUAUUUUCACUGAAGAAUUUGUGGAUUUUGUUGACAAAUGCCUUAUCAAGAAUUCCACAGAGCGUCCAAAAUAUCAAUAUCUUAUGGAACACAAUUUCUACAAGGAUUACGAUCCAAUGAAUGUUGAUCGUUAUAAAAUUUCUACGCUCCCCAAUUCGCUUGACGACGUAGCGGAAUGGUUUCAGAAAAUCCUAGAAUCUACUAAAAAAUCGGAUGAAAAUCGACCCAUUCCUAACACACCUUGUGUCAAUUAG